UCCACAUGUUGUGUAUUUACAUAAAGCAGGUUUGACUGGAGGAAGGCCAGUGGUUUCCCGCCUAUUGCCCAAACUCUGCCCCACCCCUCGCUGGCUUGAGUUGGUUUCGUAACACUACUCUGCUCAGUGUGUGGAGCUCUCCCAGCAUACAGUGGCAGCAACAACCCGGAGCCUGCCUUUUGAAUUCAACAGAGGGAAUAGUUGUGCCUCCGAACCAUCUGUACCAGUUGUUGGAGACAGUUGACAUCUACUUGGGACAACCAACUUAUUCAUUGCAGCUUUCCUGUCGUGUGUCCAUCAACAAGCCAGAGCCAACAUGCAGCAAGAGUCUAAACAACGAAGAAUGAACAUGGAUUUUUCCCAAUUGCACACAUAUACACCGCCACUGUGUGCUCCGGACAAUACCGGCUAUACCUACGCCCUCAGCUCCAGCUAUUCAACGACAGCCCUAGAGUUUGAGAAGGAGCACAAGAUAGCUCCUGUGUACGAGUCUCCCAGGAUGUCCCGAAGGAGUCUGCGCCUGAAAAACAGUGCAGCACAGCUGGACAACAGCAAUGUGGUGGACUACUACAGCCAGAGCAGCAGCAGCUACAGCAGUAGCACCAGAAAAGAGACACGAACAUCUCGGAGCAAAAAGCAACAGUCUGCGUCCCGUUCAUUAUCUUUGAGUCAGGUUUCUACACCGAGAGUAGCCCUGUCAUUUUCAGCUGUUAGUACUCCAAUACAACACAGCAGUGAACUUCAGGAAACCAGCACAGCUUUUGACGCCUCUCUGCACUCCUCUGCUUUGGAUCAAUCUCAGCUGAGACAGCGCAACAUCUCCACAAUCAUCACUACCACCUCUACAGUUCAUGAACACAGACAAAAGGGCUCUGGUUCUGACCACAGCACCAGUGUCAAUGGCGGCUGCAGUGCCAAUUCAUCAAAAUCUCAUACAACGGUUGCCAAUGGUUACUUGUGUAAAGACUGUGCACACCACUCCUCCCAGAGAGCAGGUGUGCUCACAACACAAACGACAUCUUCAUCAUCCUCCUCUUCUUCCUCUUGUGUACAAGAAGCCUCCACAGAUGUGCUUUCCUCCGCCUCCUCACCUUUCACCAGUAUAUACUCCAGAGAUAGAAGUCGGAGGAACAAAACUGGUGUUCUGCGGUCUAUAUCUAAUACGUGUAUGAGUUACAGCAGACAAACAUUGGCGUCUGUUGUGUCUUUAGUUACACUAUUCUUCAACAGCGUGCUGUGGGUUGGUUCACAAGCAAAGAGUCUGUCUGGAAAAGGUGUUUUUUCAUCGUUCUCAAGUUCAGUGGGGCAUGCUCUGUCAUCCAGUGUUUCCCGACUGCAGUUGUUAAAACAAAGCAUUCUCAAAAGAGUUAUGGGAUACUACAGAACAAGCGGUCAUGAAGAACAAGCACACUCAAGCUUCUGUGGCAGCUUGAAUGUGAAGGAUCUGGCAACUGAAGAUGCAUCACACCUCAAGUUUAAUGGUUCUUUAUGUGAUGACUGUAAAGGAAAGCAGUAUUCAGACACACAUACCGUCCUGCACACACACAGCUCCAGGCGCAGAAGGCUUGUAGGGGCACUAUGGAGCAUACUCGCCUUCACAGGUUACUGCCUCCUUCAGCCUGGGUACUGUGUGGUAAAUGCAGCUAAAACCUUGGCCUCAGGGGUCGGAACAGUAACACAAAAAUUUGCCUCUCUGUUUUGGCUCCUGUUAGCUGCUCCAGUGAAUACCGGAAAAGGGCUCUUGUGGUUUCUUGCCUGUGGAUGGUACCACUUGGUCUCUCUAAUGUCCCUUCUGAAUGUGUUCUUUCUCACAAGCCUUCCCAAGCUCUGGAGGUUCCUACUGCUGCUAUUGCCCUUGUUACUCCUCCUUGCCCUUUGGUGGUGGGGUCCGUCCAUUGCAGUUCUGUUUGCCUAUCUUCCCGCCAUAAACCUCACAGAGUGGCGUCCAGCGUCUCCCAUCACUGUACUCUCUAACCUGAUGCCGACACAGAAGUCAGUGUCUGUCUCUGCUCCUGUUUCUGCACCGGAGUCCUCAGUGGAAUACACCCCAACCACCCCAGUGUCACAGGCGUCAUCAGCCCUUCCUCCGGUGGUCCUGUCCAGUGUGGACUUGUCCCGUCUGGAGCAGGUGGAGAAGCAGCUGGCUCUCCUGUGGGAGCGGGUGAAGCAGGGCGACGAGAGACAGGAGCAGAGGCAUGGGGACAUUUUAGUUCUGUACAACAACCUGAAGGAGCAACUCCACACAGAGACUGACAGAGAAAAGCUUGUACUAUGGGUGUCUUCUCUCCUGGAGCAGAGGCUCGGAGCACUGCAUGGAGAGCUGGAGAAGGACAGGGCACAGACCGCAGAACAGCAGAAACAACAGCAGGAGAGUCAGGGAGCACGACUGGCCGAGUUGGAACUGCUGCUAAAAGCUUUGGCUGCCAGAACUGAGGAGGUGCAACAAAAGCAACAGCACUUUGAGUUUGAGACAGAAGAAAGUAAAAAGGCUAUAGAUGCAGCUCCUGUCAGUGUGGGCGUACAGCAGGAGGACCAUGCCGCUCUUCUGGCCCAAGUGAAGAGACUCGAAUCAGAGCUGGGCAGAAUCCGAGAUGAUCUGCAGGGUGUGAUCGGAUGCAAGGGGAAGUGUGAGCAGCUGGACACUCUACAAGAGACUCUUUCCUCACAGAUAUCCUCACAGAUCUCCUCUGAAGUGUCUGCCCAAGUGCGUAAAGAACUGCAGGCCCUGUUCUAUGGCAGCGGUAAUGAGGGGGAGGUACCAGAGUCUUUGCUCCUCUGGUUGUCACAGCACUACACCAGAACCCAAGACCUGAGGGCGGCUCUGGCCGAACUCGAGCUCAACAUCCUCCGAAAUGUGUCGCUGCAGCUGGAACUUAACAAAGCCCAAACCAUGGGAGAGGUCCAGUCUCACACACAGAACAUUGUAAAGACAGUCACAGGGACAGUCCAACGCACAGCCUCUGCGGAAGGGCUCACAGAGGAGCACGUUAAAGUGAUUGUCCAGAAUGCUUUAAAGCUCUUCUCUCAAGAUCGAACAGGCCUAGUGGACUUUGCCCUAGAAUCUGGAGGAGGAAGUAUCCUGAGCACCCGCUGCUCUGAGACUUAUGAGACAAAAACUGCCCUCAUGAGCCUGUUUGGUCUGCCCCUCUGGUACUUCUCCCAGUCUCCUCGAGUAGUCAUACAGCCUGACGUGUACCCAGGGAACUGUUGGGCAUUCAAAGGUUCUCAGGGCUACCUGGUGAUCCGGUUGUCUAUGAGAGUUGUUCCGACAUCUUUCUGUGUCGAGCACAUUCCCAAGACACUAUCGCCAACUGGAAACAUCACCAGUGCUCCACGCAACUUCACAGUAUUUGGGUUGGACGAUGAGUAUGAAGAAGAAGGAAAACUUCUUGGGAACUACAUUUACCAAGAAGAUGGAGACUCAUUGCAAACCUUUCCCGUCAUGGAGCCCAAUGAAAAGGCGUUCCAGAUCAUUGAGGUGCGUGUGCUGUCUAACUGGGGUCAUCCAGAAUACACCUGCCUCUACCGCAUCAGAGUUCACGGAGAACCACAACCACAAUGAACCAGGCAUCAACAUCAGUGUAUCCAUGGAGACAUAUCAUCAUCUGUACAUAGCUGAUGCCAACUUUUAGAAAUGGAUGGAAUGCUUUGAUAUAUUGGGACAUUUUUUAUGCCAGAGAAGAAGGAUCCAAAUUGCUUUAUGCAUGUGUUUUGUACAGGAAGAAGAAACUAUAUUUAAGGACUAUGGAAGAACACAAACAGGAAAUGAACCACAAAAGAAGCUAGCAAUCUCUUCUUUUUUAAAUGCUUUUGCACUGAUAUAUUGUGAGGGUUUGAGACUCACUAACUGGACAAAAUCUACCCUCUUGCGUGUUCUGGUUUUUCAGUAAGAAGGAUGCGUAAAGCGGGGUAUAAGCUCACUUCUCCCAUUAUUUUUGACUUUUUUUUUUUUUGCUUUGAAGCCACUACAUCUUUGCCUGACACACUAGACAUGCUACAUUAUUUGUUGAUUCUUAUAUUUCAUCGUUAUAUCAUGUUUGUAGAGGCAAUAGAAUAUACACUAGACAGGUUUUGAAUGUUUGUGGAGAUGUACUGAAAGUCUUCCUCUAUCCACAGAAAACGCAAUGUAACCACUGAGCUGAACUCUAAUGAUAGUAUUUGUCUAUGGCUUUAUUAUUUAUUAUGUGCAGCAGUUAAUAGGGAAAUCCACAACAUGUAUUAGCAUGUGGCUUGCUAAGCUUGGUUUCACCUGCAUCAUGGAUUUUAAAAAGUGGUCUCUAUCAAACAGUCCAGUGCCUGGAUUUUAAACUCAAGUUCACUGGUAUUUUAUUCAAUUUUAUCUAACAGGAGUGAAGGGUUUGUUUGUAUUUGUACUGGUUUUAUUUUCUUACAGGAGGGAGCUUUUCAUUUAGUUUGAGAAUUGAGACUUCACCAUAUCCUUAUGUUUAAAACAUGUCUAGUAAUAGUAACCUUACAGUAGUGUUUCCCAAAUUCUGUUAUAAAUCUGUCACCAUAAUUGUUUUUAUUUGAAGUUAAUCAUGUCUUUGUGUUGAUGAUGUAAAGAAAUGCACUGUAAAAAUUAAAAAGUGGCACCAGUCUUCACAAUAUUUGAGAAACCAAUGUGUAGUUAAUUUUAGUUGCAAAGAUGAGAAAGGCUGAAAUGUAUGUACAAAGUUUGUUCACAAUGUUAUUUAUUAACAAGUAAGUUGGUGACCACAAAUUAUGAGUUACUGCAAUGUAUAUUUUGUUAUAAAAGCUGUUUUGUGCAUUUUGGAAACAUCUUGGGACUUUUUUAAGAUAAAAAGUGCUAUUUUUGUUCAGUCAUGAGAUGACUUAACUGCUUUGGAAUAUAUUCCAAUAAAGAUUUUAAAUAAAUUUU
Molecule: messenger RNA, 4879 nt
Organism: Periophthalmus magnuspinnatus
Lineage: Eukaryota; Metazoa; Chordata; Actinopteri; Gobiiformes; Gobiidae
Gene: sun1b
Product: Sad1 and UNC84 domain containing 1b
Exons: 23
Coding region: 317-3562 (1081 amino acids)
Biological process (GO): nuclear envelope organization
Cellular component (GO): nuclear envelope; meiotic nuclear membrane microtubule tethering complex
Molecular function (GO): protein-membrane adaptor activity
Source: RefSeq, a predicted model, not a curated record